Monoraphidium neglectum is the source of this 1248-nucleotide messenger RNA. RefSeq lists its product as hypothetical. NCBI's taxonomy places the organism in Eukaryota, Viridiplantae, Chlorophyta, Chlorophyceae, Sphaeropleales, Selenastraceae. The coding region runs from base 1 to 1248 and encodes 415 amino acids. Gene Ontology annotation, molecular function: glycosyltransferase activity. The record is from RefSeq and is a predicted model, not a curated record. Gene Ontology annotation, cellular component: Golgi apparatus. The transcript is spliced from 6 exons.
AUGCCGCGGCUUCGGCCGCUGGCAACAGCGCUGCUCGCGCUGCUUGCGCUUGCCGCCGGGCUCCAACAGCUGCCCGCCGCGCGCGCCUUCCCCAGCGGCGGCCUCGCCGCGCGGCGCCACCGCUACCCCUGGGACAUCCCCCGGGAGGAGGCGCCGCGGCUGCCGUGGGAGGGGCUGCAAAACGACCUGCCGGCCCUGCUGCAGGUGCAGGCGCGCGGGAAGGAGGUGGCCGUCAUAGUGUUCAAUGAGGGCUUCUCGGCCCUCGCCCUCAACUGCCUGGUCUCCCUGAUUGAGUACGGCAGGAGCCCCAACUAUAUCGUCACAAGCGUCGGCGCCAGCAGCCUGGCGUACUGCCAGGCGCUGCGGCUGCCCUGCUAUGACGGCGCCAACCUCCUGGCAAACAUCACAACCUAUGAGCAGCAGCAGCAGCAGGAGGCGGCCGCAGUUGCGGCUGCGAGCGGCGGCAGCGGCGGCAACGCCAGCGCUCUCAGCACGGACGUGGACGCGAAACGGUACACCACUGACUGGUUCCACCUGGUUUGGAUCAAGACGCUGGUGGCGCACGCGGUCAACGGGCUGGGCUACGACGUUCUUUUUGCAGACGCGGACGUGGUGUUCCUGAAGGACGCAUGGAAGGCGUACCGCGACCUCCUGGAGCGGUACGAGGCGGAUGGAUCUUUCAUGUAUGAGCAGCCGCAACAGCAGCAGCAGCAGCAGCAGCAGCAGCAGCAGCAGGGCAACUACACGCGGUCUGACGGCACCAGCUUCAUCCACAAGUACCUCAACAGCGGGAACUUCUUACUCAAGUACAACAGCAGGACUAAGAACAUGAUGGAGAUGUGGCGCGUGGGCUAUGAAUUCCAGAUCAACGUCAAUGGCAAUCAGCUGUGGCUCAACCGCCUGGACAAGAUGGGCUACAAGAUCUGUCACAACAAAUCAGUCUGCCAGAUGCACCGGGAGGAGGACUGGGCAGCCAUCAAGCCCCACCCCAACCAGUUCCGCGGCCGGGGCGCAAUGUGCACGCCCGACAGCUUUGAAGAGGGCCUGUGCACCGACCGCCGGCUGUAUGUGCAUGCGGUGUGCAAGCAGGGGCACCACCAAAAAAUCGCAGCGUUCAAGAAGCUGGGCCUGUGGUUUAUUCACAUGGAAAGCCACAACCCGCCCAAAGUGACGGUGCGCCUGCCCCAGGACGGAUCCCUGCCCUGCGGCGGCCCCACCUGGGAAGACGAGUACCCCUUCUCGUCAUGA